Physeter macrocephalus (sperm whale) is the source of this 3580-nucleotide messenger RNA. It is a transcript of the gene RAD54B, whose product is annotated as RAD54 homolog B. The transcript has 16 exons. Gene Ontology annotation, biological process: double-strand break repair via homologous recombination; reciprocal meiotic recombination. Gene Ontology annotation, cellular component: nucleus. NCBI's taxonomy places the organism in Eukaryota, Metazoa, Chordata, Mammalia, Artiodactyla, Physeteridae. The coding region runs from base 124 to 2856 and encodes 910 amino acids. The record is from RefSeq and is a predicted model, not a curated record. Gene Ontology annotation, molecular function: DNA translocase activity; ATP-dependent chromatin remodeler activity; ATP binding.
UAUUGGCAGCGCCGAGGCGGGAACCUUGAGCCUCUCUGUCGUUGAGGGAGUGCUGUCUUCCCCGUUUUCUCCUGGCUGGUGGCGCAGCUUCCUUCGGAUCCUCUCUGGUUAAUACUGCUGAACAUGAGACGAUCGGCAGCACCAAGUCAGUUGCAAGGGAAUCCCUUCAAAAAGCCAAAAUUUAUACCGCCAGCAAGAAGUAAUGCAAGUCCUAAUGAAGAGGUUACAAAGCUGAAUUCAGAUAUAAAAUUAUUUAAGGUUGCUGCAAAUAAGAAUACUUUUCUGCAGUCACAAAAUGAUCCCAGAAUAUGCAGUUUUAAUCUGCCUACUGAAGAAAGUUCUAGAGGAAUUAAUCAUGAGGAUAAUAACAGGGAAAAAUAUUGUUUGGAAGCAUCUGCAAAGACAACAACAUCAGACCCACAUCAUACAGUUCAUUUAGCCCCUAAAGAAAUAACAGUGUCUAAGGGACAAGAAGAGGAACCUGAUAGCCUGGUUAAAUAUUUCAGUGUUGUUUGGUGUAAGCCUUCAAAGAAAAAACACAAAAAGUGGGAAGGUGAUGCUGUUCUUAUUGUAAAAGGAAAGUCAUUUACAUUAAAGGAUUUGGAAGGCAAAGACAUUGGAAGAGGCAUUGGAUAUAAAUUCAAAGAGCUUGAAAAGAUUGAAGAGGGCCAAACAAUGAUGAUUGGUGGAAAAGAAAUAGAAGUCAUGGGUAUAAUCUCUCCAGAUGAUUUCAACAGUGGCAGAUGUUUUCAGCUUGGAGGAGGAAGUUCUUCUGCCUUACCUUCUUCUCAAGCUGUCAAGAAGUGUUUCUCUAACCCGUUCAAAAGUGUCUGUAAACUAAGUUCAAAGGAAAAUAGACAGAACAGUUUCCAAAAUUGCAAACCACGCCAUGACCCAUAUGCACCAAAUUCCCUUACUAUGCUCCGGCCAGAUAAUAAUCACCAGUGGAUGUUCAAUAAGAACUGUUUUCCUGUUGUGGAUGUAGUGAUAGAUCCUCACCUUGUAUUUCACCUUCGACCACAUCAGAAAGAAGGGAUCAUAUUCCUUUAUGAAUGUGUGAUGGGAAUGAGGGUGAAUGGCAGAUGUGGAGCUAUUCUUGCUGAUGAAAUGGGUUUAGGGAAAACAUUGCAAUGUAUUUCGCUCAUCUGGACUCUACAGUGUCAGGGACCCUAUGGUGGCAAGCCAGUAAUAAAGAAGACACUUGUUGUCUCACCUGGAAGCUUGGUGAAUAAUUGGAGGAAAGAAUUUCAAAAAUGGCUAGGAAGUGAAAGGAUCAAGAUAUUUACUGUUGAUCAGGACCACAAAGUAGAAGAAUUCACCAAAUCUUCAUUUUAUUCUGUUCUUAUCAUCAGUUAUGAAAUGUUACUUCGUUCCCUGGAUCAAAUUAAGAGUAUAAAAUUUGAUCUUCUAAUUUGUGAUGAAGGGCAUCGUUUGAAGAACAGAACCAUUAAGACAGCUACAGCCCUCAUUAACCUCUCCUGUGAGAAAAGGAUAAUUCUGACUGGUACUCCAGUUCAGAAUGAUCUCCAAGAAUUUUUUGCAUUAAUUGAUUUUGUAAAUCCAGGAAUAUUAGGCUCUUUGCCAUCUUAUAGAAAAAUAUAUGAAGAACCCAUCAUUAAAUCGAGACAACCUUCUGCUUCGGAGGAAGAAAAGGAGUUAGGAGAGAGAAGAGCAGCUGAACUUACUUGCCUCACUGGGCUCUUUGUCCUUAGAAGAACCCAAGAAGUCAUAAAUAAAUAUCUCCCACCUAAGAUAGAGAAUGUAGUCUUUUGCCGACCAGGAGCCCUACAGAUUGAACUUUAUCGAAAACUGUUGAAUUCUCAGGCUGUCAGAUUCUGUCUUCAAGGAUUGUUGGAAAAUAGUUCUCAUCUAAUAUGUAUCGGAGCUCUUAAAAAACUGUGCAAUCACCCCUGCCUUUUGUUCAGCUCAGUAAAGGAAAAAGAAUGCAGCUCAACUUGGGAUGAGAAUGAAGAAAGGAAUCUAUAUGAAGGCUUGAUAAAUGUGUUUCCUGCUGAUUACAACCCGCUCAUGUUUACUGAGGAAGAGUCAGGAAAACUACAGGUGCUGUCAAAGCUCUUAGCUGUUAUCCACGAACUUUGUCCUGAUGAAAAGGUGGUGUUGGUAUCCAACUAUACACAAACCUUGAAUAUUUUACAAGAAGUAUGCAAGCGUCAUGGAUAUGCUUAUACAAGACUUGAUGGACAGACACAGAUCUCUCAAAGGCAACAAAUUGUUGAUGGCUUUAAUAGUAAAUACUCUUCUGAUUUUAUUUUUCUGUUAAGUUCAAAAGCUGGUGGUGUGGGACUUAACCUUAUUGGAGGAUCUCACUUAAUUCUCUAUGACAUUGAUUGGAAUCCAGCCACUGAUAUCCAGGCAAUGUCUAGAGUGUGGAGAGAUGGUCAGAAACAUCCUGUACAUAUUUACAGACUCUUAACCACAGGUACAAUAGAAGAAAAGAUCUAUCAAAGGCAAAUCAGUAAGCAAGGUCUCUCUGGGGCAGUUGUAGACCUAACCAAGACAUGUGAUCACAUUCAGUUUUCAGUAGAAGAACUUAAAAAUUUGUUCACAUUACAUGAAAGUUCACAUUGUGUUACUCAUGACCUGCUUGACUGUGAAUGUACAGGAGAAAAUCAUACAGGUGAUUCAUUGGAAAAAUUCCCUGUCUUUAGAAAUUGUCAGCUUGGUACACAUCAACAGAAGUCUGACUCCCUGAAACCUGUCUCCAUGUCACAGCUGAAGCAAUGGAAACAUUUUUCUGGAGAUCAUUUAAAUCUUACAGAUCCUUUUCUUGAAAGAAUAAGAGAAAAUGUGUCAUUCUUUUUUCAGAAUAUAACCAAUCAAACUACUGCUAUAUAACCCCCUUUAAAAAAUUAAUCUAAAUUUCAGAAGAGAGGCUGAGUUUGCUGAGGGAGUCCACGUGACAUGGGACAAAGGCAGCGUGCAUGACACAGGAGCCCAGAGGCUGAGAAGCACAGUGCCCGGCCCUUGGGAAUCGAGGAAGCCUUUGGGACAAACUCUCACAGACUGGAGGUUUGCGGGGGUUCAAACUCAUUGAACGCAGGUGGUAAAGAGUACGUGUUAGCAUCUGGGUUACACAUACAAAGCACCUCUUCUGUGGUAGAUACUCAAUUUAUAAAAAAUUCUUUUGUCCAUCAUCUACUCCUAGUCCGUACCUCUGCUGUGUAGCAUUUAACAUAGUUUGUAACUGUUUAUUUACCUUUCUCCCUCUCAUGCUAAGCUGAAUUCUUUGAGGACAGGGAUUUUAUCUUAUUCAUCCUAGUAUCUCAGUACCUUGUAUAGUCCCUGGUACAAGACAGCUACUUUUAAGUAAGAAAUGAAUGAAUGAAUGAAUGAAUGAAUACUUCAUUGUUUUUCCCCCUUAGCCGCCAUGAUCGGCUUCCUUGCUCAGAGAUCUCAGUUCCAGGGUAUUUUUUAAAGCCAAUUUCUGAGCAUGGAUCUGUGCUUGACACUGAAGAAGGCAGAGCCAGUGAUUUUUUUUUCCCUUCUGGCAGCAUAGAGAUUUCCCUUUUUGAUUCCAUGAUUUCCAUCAAUCUGCUACACGAGCUGACAAAAGCUGUCA